This is a messenger RNA of Oncorhynchus masou masou (cherry salmon), 2641 nucleotides long. Its product is annotated as dachshund homolog 1-like. NCBI's taxonomy places the organism in Eukaryota, Metazoa, Chordata, Actinopteri, Salmoniformes, Salmonidae. Gene Ontology annotation, molecular function: DNA-binding transcription factor activity, RNA polymerase II-specific; RNA polymerase II cis-regulatory region sequence-specific DNA binding. Gene Ontology annotation, cellular component: transcription regulator complex; nucleus. Gene Ontology annotation, biological process: regulation of transcription by RNA polymerase II. The transcript is spliced from 11 exons. The coding region runs from base 193 to 2046 and encodes 617 amino acids. The record is from RefSeq and is a predicted model, not a curated record.
UCUGUCAUCGGUAACCUGACUCACGGACCCUUUAUCCCGCUCACUGCAUCUCCGACAUUUCUCAGUUAAAAAAAAAAACUACCGACGAGCUCUCAACUCUUUGAUUUCUGUUUCUCUCGCGACACUUUUUUUAGACUACACUUGACUUUCGAGACUUUCAGCUUGUUUUUUUUUUAAAUACAGAUUUGGAUCAUGGCCUCUCCGGCUGCUCUCAUGCCCUCGGUUCCUCUCGUCCAACCUCCUCCGAUACAGACUUCACCGGCGACCAACUCUCCGCCACCAGCAACCACGUCCUCAUCCCCUUCACCGUCUGUCGCGCCCACCGGACUGAACCCUUUCAGCGCGGACCUCUUACCAGUACCUGUCGGUAGCCCUGGCGCACCGGUCGACGUCCUGCCCUGUAAACCGGUGUAUUCUACCCCGUCGCCGGUUGAGAACACUCCGCAAAACAACGAGGUUAAAAUGGUCGAGGUCAGAGGCGCCAAGCUCGCCUCUUUCACGGUAAAAGACAACGAGCUAAUCUGCCUCCCGCAGGCGUUCGACCUGUUUCUGAAACACUUGGUCGGCGGACUGCACACGGUCUAUACCAAGCUGAAGCGGCUCCAGAUCACACCGGUGGUCUGUAACGUGGAACAGGUCCGCAUCCUCCGGGGCCUCGGAGCUAUCCAACCGGGAGUGAACCGAUGUAAACUCAUCUCCAGGAGAGACUUCGAGACGCUGUACAACGACUGUACCAACGCCAGCUCGCGUCCUGGACGCCCCCCAAAGAGGGCUCAGAGUAUGACAUCAUCAGAGAACCAGCACCUUCUGUCUCAUUCUGUCAGCGGGCUGAUGUCAGCUGGAAUCAUGCCCCCUACUGGUCUGACAGCGGCUGCUCUUGCUGAGGCCAUGAAGACCAAAAAGAUCAAGUUGGAGGUGAUGGGGGGUUACCAUAGUAACCACCAGCAGCAUCAUCAUCACCACGGGACAGACGGAGAGAACGGAGGAGAUCACCACAACUCCUCCAGUCUGGGUCUGGAACACCUCCCGUUCAUGAUGAUGUCACACCCCCUGAUCCCUGUCAGUAUGGCGCCUGCCUCCGUCUCCAUGGCAAUGAGUCAGAUGAACCACCUCAACACGUUAGCCAGCAUGGCCUCUGCUGCCCAGGUCCACCACUCUACCCUCUCCUCCCGCGGCCGCAUGGUCACCUCCGUUAUAAAGGAGCGUGUUCGGGACAGUCCGUCUCCCUCUCUGGAGGACGGGAGGAGGUCUGGGAGUCACCUGUCCUCUCAUCACAGCAGCAGCAUCUCCAGCUCCCCAGUACACACAGAACACUCUGCAGACAGGACCCACGUGCAGCAGAACGGCCUGUCCUCCAGCCAUGCUCUGUUGGGUCUAUCUCCCAGUGCUGUGCCUGGUCCUAAAGAAGGAGAUGUGGCCACCCUGGACUCUGGCCACGAAGCUAAGAGGAACCAUGUUGAGAGAGAUGACUGUGGUUCCCUGAGCACCCAGACAGUCAGAGAACCAAUCAGAGAGCCAGUCAGAGAACCAAUCAGAGACGGCUAUGAGAGGCUGUCGUUCUCGGGGCAGAAGCUUCCUCCAGGGUUCCCCGGGCCCUUUAUCUUCCCUGAGGGGCUGUCGUCAAUAGAGACUCUGCUCACUAACAUCCAGGGCUUGCUGAAGGUUGCCAUCGACAACACGCGUGCUCAGGACAAGCAGGUGCAGACGGAGAAGUCAGAGCUGAAGAUGGAACUGUUCAGAGAGAGGGAGCUCAGAGAGACACUGGAGAGACAGCUCACCAUGGAGCAGAAAAACAGAGUGCUGAUCCAGAAGCGUCUGAAGAAAGAGAAGAAGAGUAAGAGGAAACUUCAGGAGGCUCUGCAGUUUGAGUGUAAACUGAGAGACCAUGCUGAGCAGACUCUGCAGCAGACUGUAGCGGCAGACAGAGCCCUCUGUGACUCACUGACCCAGGAAGUAGACAACGGUAACCAAGGUAACGGCAGGACUGACGCAGAGGCAGCGAUACAAGAUGGAAGACUCUUCCUGAAAACCACAGUGAUGUAUUGAAGACAACAUGGAGAGAAGAGGAGAUGGAUUCGAGCACCAUUGAAGAGAUUCCAGGGACUUGCAUCAGUAGCAUCAUGGACGUUUCAGUACUCCACACAGUCAUAAAAGACUGACAAUACACAACACAGAACAAAUAAUCAAAGAGUUGUGAUAACAGUGUUACGUGCAAUACCAAUGUCUUUCACAGAAACACAGUCACAGCAAAGUGGAACUGAAGGAGAGAUUUUUCUACUUUAUUUAAACCAGCCUGAAUGCUCAGAGAAGGACAAAUCCACUUCCAAUUUUUGACUUGUAUUCCUGUCUCAAGUUUUAUAAGAUUUCAAUGUUUUAAAGCAUAAUGUCACGAAGGUCAGGUAAAUCUAGAGGUUAAUUUAUUACGUUAUUUCUGUACAUAAAUUGAUACAAUGUUUCAUUACAAUAUUUGUUUUUGCUGUUUAUUCUAGUGAUGAAAAAUGCCGGUUCGGCCUUGGCCAUUGUUGUAUAUCAGAGGAAAGGGGAAGGAUUCCCAUGGAAUGUUAUGUACAUCAAGGAAAUACAUUGUAUUGUGUAUUGUAAUGCAGUAGAUCAGAUAGAUGAAAAAAGAAUACAAAACAUU